UGAACUUAUAUUUACGUCCUGAUACACAGCAACGCACCAGUACAAACCACCACAGUACCAAAGGUGUACCACCGUACCAUUUACUAAACAAUGGCUGAGCUGUGAGGCAGUUUGCUUACUCGGCUCCAUCGAGGAGAGAAAAAAUCCCAGUUUUUAAUAGCCGUCGCCGUCGUCGUCGUACAAAGUUUAGAAACUCAAAACACUAUCGCAAUCCAGUCACGAAUCACGAUCGGAUCGUCGCGAGUUCGUCGUAUAGCACAGAUGACAAUAAGUGGCCACAAGUUUUACAGUGACCGUGUGAGCUAGUUCUAAAAGGAUCCUGUUUAUUAAGCUGGACGUACAACUGGAAGGUGGAAGCCAACUGAAAACAUAAAGUUACCGAACAAAUAGAGAAAAAACCAGUAUUAUAGGCUAGCUCAAACGACGCGCGAUGCACAUGCAUAUGUCCUUCUGGUGGGGAGCUGACGUGGGCGAUGUGUUCUUCAAGGGUCUUACGGUGAACAGCACCGGGGCCAUGGUGGCGCUUUGUCUCGUUCUGACCAUGCUGUCGAUCGCGUACGAAGGUUUGAAGGUCCAUGGUGCAAAAACUCGCGCCCGGACAGCGCGCGAACGUACUCGGUCCGGUUCCGUUCCGCCUAGCGAAAGUGCUACCCUCCUUUCGAUGGAACCCAACCCCGGCCUGUGGCGUCCACUUGCACAUCGUGUGGGGACUUUCCUUGCCGAAGCCACCAUGUUUCUGCUGCACAACAUGCUUGGCUACGCCCUGAUGCUGAUGGUCAUGUUCUACAACGGAUACCUGUUCCUGGCGGUGGUAGGAGGAAUGGCUCUCGGUUAUUUCUUCUUCGGCCACCUCUCGAUGAAGGUCAACAUGGAAAACGUGCGAGCACGCCAGACCAACGUUAUUUGCACGGCACGCUGCCUGCAGACAGAUUCACCGAGCCGUUCGGUUACACCCAGCCUGGAUGAACAGUACCGAAGUCAGGACUUCGGGGAACCAUCGACGUCCCGCUCCGCUGGAGUCGCAGUCGCAGUCACUACCGUGGAAUGCCAUUGAAGCAGUCUGCCAAACCUCUUCCAUCCAUGAGCCAUGCGUUAGUUAGUUAGUUUUCGCAGUUGUACAGCAUAUACCGAAGAUAUUACGUAAUCUCAUAUUUGUUGUAAAUUGAAUGACAUUGACAAAGUAGGAAAAUGUCGAACAUGAAUGCCAGAGGCACUCAGAAAGUUGCAAUAUACAGGGCCCAGUUGGAUGUAGGUCGGAUUGAGUGGAAAUCUGCAAUAUUGAAAAGCACACAGCAUCGUAGUAGAUCAGUCGAACAAAACCUGACACUCGACUCGACGGACAUAAUAGGGCCCACAAUUAACUAGCCCCAUAAUCAAUUCAUGCAGAAUAUAGAGGCUCAAUCCUUGUCAGAAGUUGGCUCACUAAGCGUAGGUUAAUUGUUUCGAAAUAUGAAAAAUCUAAAUCUAAACACAAAUGUUUAAACAUAAAGACAAAUAUUUAGUAUUCUACUGUGAUCUGUUUACAAACACGAACAUUUGAGACAAGCAAACAUACAAUCGAACACAACACAAACCAAUUGAUUAAGCCUGUAUUGAGUUUAAUAUCAUUUAAUAAGUUUAAAAAUUUUGCAAUUUUUUUAAGGAUUUAACAAUACAAAAGAAGAGAUGCAACAUUUCUCGAAAAUAAAUCACCGUUUAUUGCAAUCACGCACCAUAAUCAAAACAAAUUUGUUCAGUUAGUUGAUACUGAUAAUAAGUUGUAAAGCUUGUUUCAAUUUAAUGGUGUGGGUCUUUAUACAAGUGCACUAGUUUCGUGUCACACGAAGUUAAAAUCAUUUCAUUUCCUUGGAACUCCGAAGAUGCUACCGCAAUAACGGUGAUCUAAUGUGAUAAUUAUUUGUGGAUCAAACUCUCAACCCUAGGACAAACAAGCUAAUUGAAAAUGUACUCUGCCAAAAUUUUAGUAUAGGAUGAAUUGCUACGUGUAUAAUAAAUUGUAGUCGCAA
Sabethes cyaneus is the source of this 2006-nucleotide messenger RNA. RefSeq lists its product as uncharacterized. Gene Ontology annotation, biological process: intracellular copper ion homeostasis; copper ion transmembrane transport. The transcript has 4 exons. The record is from RefSeq and is a predicted model, not a curated record. Gene Ontology annotation, molecular function: copper ion transmembrane transporter activity. The coding region runs from base 431 to 1054 and encodes 207 amino acids. Gene Ontology annotation, cellular component: plasma membrane. Lineage: Eukaryota; Metazoa; Arthropoda; Insecta; Diptera; Culicidae.